AUGUCAGCAAACGAGAGAAGAAGACAUGUUGGUGAUCUGGAAUGUGGGGGAGGAGUUUGGCUUCAAAAUGUGGGGCAGUUCAAGUACUUGGGUUCGCUUCUCAAUAGUGAGAACAAGGUACGAGCGGACGUGGAAAGCAGGAUUUUAGCUGCAAACAAGGCGUACUUUGUCCACAUGAAACUAAUGAAGUCAAAGCUCUUAUCACGCAUGUCUAAGCUGCGGCUAUACAAAACACUGAUCAGACCAGUGGCCACCUAUGGUGCUGAGACGUGGACGCUGACUAGUAGAGAAGUGCAAGCAUUGCGUGUUUUUGAGAGAAAAAUUGUAAGGCGUAUCAUGGGACCAGUCAGGACAGAAUAUGGGUGGCGUAUCAGAAAUAAUGAAGAGAUUGCCAAUUUCAUGGGACCAGAAGAUAUUGUACGAGUUAUAAAGGCGCAACGCUUGAGAUGGUUGGGGCAUGUCCAGAGAAUGGAGCACUGCAUAAGUUGUUAA
Nilaparvata lugens (brown planthopper) is the source of this 492-nucleotide messenger RNA. RefSeq lists its product as uncharacterized. The record is from RefSeq and is a predicted model, not a curated record. Lineage: Eukaryota; Metazoa; Arthropoda; Insecta; Hemiptera; Delphacidae. Bases 1 to 492 code for a protein of 163 amino acids. The transcript has a single exon.